Molecule: messenger RNA, 1776 nt
Organism: Gastrolobium bilobum
Lineage: Eukaryota; Viridiplantae; Streptophyta; Magnoliopsida; Fabales; Fabaceae
Product: protein NRT1/ PTR FAMILY 3.1-like
Exons: 4
Coding region: 1-1776 (591 amino acids)
Biological process (GO): transmembrane transport
Cellular component (GO): plasma membrane
Molecular function (GO): transmembrane transporter activity
Source: RefSeq, a predicted model, not a curated record
AUGGGGCUAGAGAAAAGCAUUAAGGCUAAUGGCGAGAUGCUAGAGAAAAAAGAUGAGCAAGACAAUGAAAAGAAGCAUCAUCAUCAUCCACGAGGAGGCAUUAGAACAUUGCCAUUCAUUCUAGGAAAUGAAUUGUGUGACACAUUUGCUGGGGCUGGUUUUAAUGCUAACUUGAUAAGUUAUCUGACCCAAGAGCUGAACAUGCCAUUGGUAUCGGCCUCCAACACGCUUACAAACUUUGGUGGAACAUCUAGCUUCACCCCUCUCAUCGGUGCUCUCAUUGCAGAUUCCUUUGCUGGCCGAUUUUGGACCAUUACUGUUGCUUCUCUCAUAUAUGAACUGGGAAUGGUUAGUAUAGCUGUAUCAACUAUAAUGCCACAUAUGCGCCCUCCACCAUGCCCAACACAAGUGAAUUGCAAAGAAGCCACAUCCUCGCAACUGGGGAUACUCUACCUUUCUCUACUCCUCACAUCUAUUGGAUCAGGUGGCAUUAGACCUUGUGUUGUGCCCUUUUCAGCAGACCAAUUUGAUAUGACCAAAAAUGGAGUGGCAUCUAGGAAGUGGAACCUCUUCAAUUGGUACUCUUUCAGUAUGGGAUUCGCUACUCUAAUUGCUUUGACCAUUGUGGUUUUCAUUCAGGACAAUAUGGGUUGGGGCUGGGGCCUUGGAAUUCCCACCAUUGCCAUGUUGAUAUCCAUCAUCGCCUUUGUAUUGGGCUUACCACUCUAUAAGACUGUGAAACCUCAAGGGAGCCCUUUAGUUCGUUUGGCCCAAGUAAUUGUGGCAGCUAUAAAGAAGAGGAGGGAAGCAUUACCAGAUGAUCCUAAACUUUUGUACCAAAAUCGGGAACUUGAUGAUGCUAUUUCUUUGGAAGGAAGGCUUUUACACUCGGAUCAAUUUAAAUGGUUGGACAAGGCUGCAAUAGUAACAGAGGAGGAGGCCAGAGAUCCAAAUGCACCACCAAACUUAUGGAAAUUAGCCACUGUCCAUAGAGUUGAAGAGUUAAAAUCUAUCAUUAGAGUGCUUCCAAUUUGGGCAUCAGGAAUCUUACUCAUAACUGCAUUAUCACACCAGCAUAGUUUUGUCAUUCAACAAGCUCGUACAAUGGAUCGUCACCUCUCACACUCAUUCCAAAUUCCACCAGCUAGCAUGUCUAUUUUCAGUGUGGUAACCAUGAUGGUAGGAAUUAUUCUCUACGAACGCCUUUUUGUUCCCUUUGUUCGUAGGUUCACUGGGAACCCUGCUGGAAUCACAUGCCUACAAAGAAUGGGAGUAGGUUUUGUGAUUACCAUUAUAGCCACGUUAGUUUCAGCACUGGUUGAAAUAAAAAGGAAAGAAGUUGCUGCAAAGUACCACUUAUUGGAUGAUCCAAAAGCCAUCAUUCCUUUUAGUGUGUUCUGGUUGGUACCACAGUAUUGGCUACAAGGGGUUGGUCAAGUUUUCAUGUCUGUUGGGCAUAUGGAAUUUCUCUUUGAUCAAUCACCUGAAAGUAUGAGAAGCAGUGCUGCAGCACUGUAUUGUCUAACUGCAGCCAGUGGGAACUAUAUGGGUACAUUAUUGGUAUCAUUAGUGCAUAAGUAUACUGGAGAAGAGAGGAAUUGGCUGCCUGAUAGGAACUUGAACAGGGGUAGAUUGGAGUAUUAUUAUUUUCUUGUUAGUGGGAUUCAAGUUAUAAAUCUCAUUUAUUAUUUAAUAUGUGCUUGGUUUUACACUUACAAGCCCUUGGAAGAUAUUAGUGAAAGGAACAAGGAAGAAGAUUUGGAAACAAGCCAAUGA